This is a messenger RNA of Penicillium alfredii, 300 nucleotides long. RefSeq lists its product as uncharacterized. Bases 1 to 300 code for a protein of 99 amino acids. The transcript has 2 exons. NCBI's taxonomy places the organism in Eukaryota, Fungi, Ascomycota, Eurotiomycetes, Eurotiales, Aspergillaceae. The record is from RefSeq and is a predicted model, not a curated record.
AUGAACCGACAAUAUCCCGCUGGAUCCUCCAGCCCGGGACCCGACAAGCAUCUCUCUGUGUCCGGCUCGGGUUUAGUUGCCGACACCGCCAUGAGAAUGACCGUCUACGCUCUGGCUCUGGAACACAACCGGGAGACAGCCAUGCGAUAUCCGCAUCUCAGCUACAUACACCCAGAAGAGGGGAGGGCGAAGGCGUCGCGCGGGCGUGAGAAUUCGGGUCCUUUCGAGGUCCCGCUUUCGGCUUGGCCUUCGAGGGAGAUGCUGCUGUCUGUGGGCACUGGGUAUUCGCUGUAUACUUAG